CCAACCUCUUGUCCAAGCAAACCAAGGCAGACACCUCUAAAUCUUUGAAGAUCUUUUGUCUGUUCUCAAACCCAAACAAUGGUGCUCUCUAAAAUUUUUUCCCAGUCCGAUGUCUCUAUGCACUCCACCUUCGCCUCUCGCUACGUCCGAGAGUCGCUGCCAAGGUACAAGAUGCCGGAGAACUCGAUACCGAAGGAGGCAGCGUUCCAGAUCAUAAACGAUGAGCUGAUGCUUGACGGGAAACCGAGGCUGAACUUGGCAUCUUUCGUGACUACUUGGAUGGAGCCUGAAUGUGAUAAGCUUAUUAUGGACUCUAUCAACAAAAACUAUGUUGACAUGGACGAGUACCCCGUUACCACCGAGCUUCAGAAUCGCUGUGUGAACAUGAUAGCACACCUUUUCAAUGCUCCCUUAGGGGAGUCUGAGGCUGCUGUCGGGGUUGGCACUGUAGGGUCAUCAGAGGCAAUAAUGCUGGCAGGCCUUGCAUUCAAGAGAAAGUGGCAGAACAAGCGCAAGGCCGAAGGGAAACCCUGUGACAAGCCUAACAUUGUCACUGGUGCCAAUGUUCAGGUAUGCUGGGAGAAAUUUGCAAGGUACUUUGAGGUAGAACUGAAGGAAGUGAAGCUGACCGAGGACUACUAUGUAAUGGACCCAGCCAAAGCCGUGGAACUGGUGGAUGAGAACACAAUCUGUGUUGCAGCCAUCUUGGGUUCUACACUCAAUGGAGAAUUUGAAGAUGUCAAGCUUUUGAAUGAUCUUUUGCUUGAAAAGAACAAAAUCACUGGAUGGGAUACCCCAAUUCAUGUUGAUGCAGCUAGUGGUGGAUUUAUUGCACCAUUCCUGUGGCCAGAGCUUGAAUGGGAUUUCAGACUUCCAUUAGUGAAGAGCAUAAAUGUCAGUGGCCACAAGUAUGGCCUUGUCUAUGCUGGAGUUGGGUGGGUUAUUUGGAGGAGCAAGGAAGACUUGCCAGAGGAACUUAUCUUCCACAUAAACUACCUUGGAUCCGAUCAACCCACUUUUACUCUUAACUUCUCAAAAGGUUCUAGUCAAAUCAUUGCUCAGUACUACCAACUAAUCCGCCUGGGCUAUGAGGGGUACCGAAAUGUGAUGGAUAACUGUCAUGAUAAUGCUAUGGUGCUAAAAGAAGGACUGGAGAAAACAGGGCGCUUUAAGAUUGUGUCAAAGGACAUUGGGGUGCCUCUCGUAGCCUUUUCACUCAAGGACCAAAACCGGGGACACAACGAGUUUGAAAUAGCAGAAACGCUACGUCGCUUUGGCUGGAUUGUGCCAGCCUACACCAUGCCAGCAGAUGCGAAGCACAUUACCGUGCUUCGUGUUGUUAUCAGAGAAGAUUUCUCCCGCACCCUUGCUGAGCGACUUGUGCUUGACAUAACGAAGGUUAUGCAUGAACUUGAUGCCCUCCCUGCGAAACCCUCAUCUAAAAUGUCUAUCAAUGGUAACGAGAAUGGAAAGAUUAGUGGCUCUCUAGAAGGAAAGAAUGGCACUGUGGUCAAGAAAACAGCCAUGGAGACGCAAAGGGAAAUCACUACUUACUGGAAAAACUUUGUCAUGGCCAAGAAGUCCGACAAAAAUAAAAUAUGUUAGAUCUGCCUAGCUACUGCGUAGCUACAAAUUACAAUUUUCAUUGAGAAGGAUCCCUUUUUAAAUUUCUCAUGCUUUUUUUUAACUGACAUGAUAAAAUUGUUUGGUCUAAAUAUUUAGUCCUGUUUCUAGCCCUUCAUUUUUCCACGAAGGGAGUUUGUAAACCUUUACGGCUACUCUUUACCUGCAGUAUUCUACUAUUGCUUAAUUGCUUUAGUAUUUGAUCCGUCGAUUCACUUCAA
This is a messenger RNA of Populus trichocarpa (black cottonwood), 1844 nucleotides long. RefSeq names its product glutamate decarboxylase 4. Bases 79 to 1605 code for a protein of 508 amino acids. Gene Ontology annotation, biological process: L-glutamate catabolic process. Gene Ontology annotation, cellular component: cytosol. Gene Ontology annotation, molecular function: pyridoxal phosphate binding; glutamate decarboxylase activity. The transcript is spliced from 7 exons. The record is from RefSeq and is a predicted model, not a curated record. Lineage: Eukaryota; Viridiplantae; Streptophyta; Magnoliopsida; Malpighiales; Salicaceae.